AUGGCGGAAGGUGAGGAAGAUAUACUGGGAGACGCCGAGUUAAAUCUUUGGGAAGAAGAGCUUGCCAGGUGCGAGGGUGUACGGGGUCCGGCAAACGCAUCGGGCGUUAGAAAAGCUGCGAAAAAGUUGAAAACUGUAUUCAAGGGAAGUAAUAGUGUAGAGCCUGCGAAUUCUAAUCACGAUGUUCCUCUUGGAGAAGUCGUCGUGCCUCAAAGGAAAGAAAGUCGGGACAGUACAGUCAGUGGAACGUUUAGCGAUAGCCGAUCCAGUUCGGCGUUACCAAGGCCACACAGCCAGGCAAUAAGCGAAUUUACGAGCGAAGUUAGUAUUUUGGAUCACGAUGGGGGCGCUACGGACGAAACCGAAAUACAUAUUGAUACGGAUAAACCAGAAAGAAAAAGUAAAAGGAACUGCUUGACAUUUUUAUGCCCGAGUAGGAAAAAUAAAUCUUGGAUUUUGAAUCCCGAUGACAGUAGCUUUCUUUUCUUCUGGUUAACUACACUGACACUGGCAGUGGUUUAUAACUUGUGGACUAUAAUUGUCAGGGGAACAUUUACUGAACUUCAAACAAAAUAUUCGUCAUUUUGGUUCGCUUUGGAUUACUUGUCAGACGUAGCUUACUUGAUUGACACCGUUAUUUGUUUUCAUACAGGCUACAAUGAAUGUGGUGUGUUCGUGCAAGAUGUCCGACAACUUGCCAGGCGUUACUCGCGCACGUGGCGAUUUGUUCUAGACAUCGUAUCCAUCUUACCGUUGGACUUUUUUUAUUUAUCAAUCGGCGUUUGUCCGUUUUUAAGAAUUAACCGUCUCUGUAAGUUAUACCGAGUCGUGGAGUUCCAUCGUAUGGUCGAACUUCGAGCAGCUAUGCCUAACUUCUGGAGGAUGGCCAAUAUUGUUCACGCGAUCCUUGUAGUUGUACAUUACAACGGUUGUUUUUACUACCUUGUCUCAGAACAUGAAGGAUUCGGCGAACUCACAUCCAGUUGGGCGUAUCCCGAUCCCAGCAUUCACGCAGACUUCCAGUCACUUUCCAGAAAAUAUCUAUAUUCUGUUUAUUGGUCGGCGUUGAGUCUUACGACAGUGUCGGGUCUUCCCUCGCCAGAAACGGACCAACAGUAA
Molecule: messenger RNA, 1119 nt
Organism: Saccoglossus kowalevskii
Lineage: Eukaryota; Metazoa; Hemichordata; Enteropneusta; Harrimaniidae
Product: cyclic nucleotide-gated channel alpha-3-like
Biological process (GO): monoatomic cation transmembrane transport
Cellular component (GO): intracellular cyclic nucleotide activated cation channel complex; plasma membrane
Molecular function (GO): cGMP binding; intracellularly cAMP-activated cation channel activity; intracellularly cGMP-activated cation channel activity
Source: RefSeq, a predicted model, not a curated record